CAUCCCCGAUGAGGGAGCAGAUAACUCAGAAUUUGGUUCAUUUGGGGAGGCUGGACUUUUGUCUUGUACAGACAGGCCGGAACGAAUAUUCUAUUGAGCAUCAAUAUCUUUGUAUCACUACAUUUCGAAUCCUCCGUGAAGGACGAGGAACAGAAAUCAGAACCCUAAGUUCAUCUGUUUUUCAAGUCGACUUGAUGGGCAGUGGCCUUUUCGAAGUUAACUUCAGCUUUACACCAGAUUGUGAGGAUGUUGAACCAGAAGAAGACUACUGUCCGACUGCAUCAGUUAAAAGUAAAAGUGAAACUACCGGGAUGACAUCGGAGGACGAACUAAAUAAAGCAGAUCGGAGGUUGUAUGUUGCUACAGGCAGACAAGAGGACUUCUUUUCCAUUCCGACCAAAGUGGCAAUUCUUAGCUAGAUUUGAGGGCGUUCUGCGGCAUUACAUUAGUUUUGGGAGCAACUUGAUUGAUUGCUUUUUUAUAUUUAUUUGGGUGAUCAUUAGUCAAUUUAUUCACCUUUCGUUGGCUUGUAAUUGGUCCAAAGCACAACUUUUUGUAAUUUUUCUACUUGCAUGCCAUAUAUUCAAACGCCUGUUUCAAUUUUCAA
Molecule: messenger RNA, 607 nt
Organism: Rosa rugosa (rugosa rose)
Lineage: Eukaryota; Viridiplantae; Streptophyta; Magnoliopsida; Rosales; Rosaceae
Exons: 2
Coding region: 9-419 (136 amino acids)
Source: RefSeq, a predicted model, not a curated record